AGAGGAGGCGAGAGAGUUUUGAAAAGGUAAUAAAUUUCAAGUAACUAUAACAACAUCCUUUUGCAACCAAGUUUGUGUGGUUUCUCAGCUGCCAUCCUGGCAACUCAACUCAACUGCACGGCCCGGCCAAGUCAAGCCAAGUUAAGUUGCCAAAGAAACCAUUUGUGGCUAACAAGAGAAAACACACAACAACAACAACCACACCGACAUAAUAACGCAUGUUUUCCCGUCUGACAUGACAACCGGGAGGAAGACAUGGAAACAACAACCAACAACAAUUUUAUUGUUUUUCCCCGGCUCUCUCGCUCAGUGCAAUUUUGAGUGACUUGUAGCAGUUGUACGGAAAAUUGUGUAAAACGAAGUUGCGAAGUUUUUUUCUUUCAAAUUUGUUGUUGUUGUUCGUGUUGUUGUAAAAAGUAAAACUUUCCAUUUACAAAUGUCAAAAGAUGACGAGAUACGUAAUCUACAAAAUAGACGUAGAAAUAUUUUAUUUCUGGUGCAGCGUUAUCUCCAAGACAAUGGCCUCUUCAAUACGGCAACGGCAUUGGCCACGGAGGCGACUCGCCAGCUAAGCGAAGAUUUUGAGCUGUGUGACAAUGUCGAUUUGGAUGGCAUUUAUUUGGAAUAUGCCAGCUAUUAUCAGCUGAAGUUUGGCAAAUAUCCAAAGAUUGUAAAACGAGCCAGGCCGGGGGUUAAACUGGAAAUGACCCAGAAGCUGAGGAAGAAAAAUGGCAAAUGCAAUCAGGCGCCAGACAACAAUGGAGCGGGGCAGCAGCAGCUGCAGCUGGCGACAGGAGAGAAUGACACUCGUAAUCCGGCAAAUGGCUUUGAUGUGAAUGACCUGCAGGUGGUGGUAAAGAAAAUGGAAACGAGUCGCAUGAAAAUGGAUGUGGGUUCGGGAAAUCAAGCUGAAAUUGAUACCAUGGAGGGAAAUAAAGGCUCUGGAGAUUCUGCCCUCACCAGGUUGCAAGAAAUCCAACACAGUUCUCCAAAUCCGGGUGGAGAUUUGCUUUUGAGUUGCCAGGAAUGGCAAAAUCUGGCAGAAUUGGUCAAAUCCACAAUUCUCAGUGAACAGUCCAAGCUAAAAUGGUCGGAUGUGUGUGGCAACUCCCAGGCCAUUGAAAUCAUUAAGGAAGCUGUGCUGACUCCCCUCAAAUAUCCCCAGCUAUUUAACCAAGGCCUUAGGCCCUGGCGUUCGGUUUUGCUGCAUGGCCCUCCAGGCAGUGGAAAGACUCUUCUCGCCAAGGUGUUGUAUUCCGAAACCCGGGACCAGGUGACGUUUUUCAACAUUACCUCCAGUGUGGUCAUAUCCAAAUGGCGUGGGGAAUCUGAAAAGUUGCUAAAGAUUCUCUUCUACAUGGCCCAAAGACAUGCCCCUUCUAUAAUUUUUUUCGAUGAAAUUGAGGGCCUAACCUCAAAAAGGGAUCGCAGCACAGAUCAUGAGUCCUCGAAGCGUUUUAAAAAUGAACUACUUCAGCUAAUGGAUGGCAUGGAGCACUCCGCCCAAACUGCCAGUGUUUUCAUUUUGGCCAGCACCAAUUUGCCAUGGGAAAUUGAUGAGGCUUUUUUGAGACGUUUUGAAAAGAAACUUCUGGUCCAGUUGCCAAACCCGUCGGAAAGGGGGAAAUUAAUUGAAAAAUUAAUACCACCCAAUGUGAGGGUGGCUCCCGCACAAAUGGAAACUUUGCUGAAAUUAUCCCACAAUUUUACCGGUGAUGAAAUACGUUUGGCCUGCAAAGAAAUUGCCAUGCAAACGGUGCGACGUUUGACAAAAGCCCAGUUGAAGGGCGCCGAGCCGCUGCUGGAGGAUGUCCCAUUGGAAAAUGCUUUUAGACAAAUUAAACCUUUGAGUUUGCUGUUGAUGGACAAACAUGGUAAAUGGCAAAAGGAACAUGGUUCGUAAAGGCAAAGUCAAUAUAGGAAGAAGAGAAAGG
Messenger RNA from Musca domestica (house fly), 1934 nucleotides. Its product is annotated as katanin p60 ATPase-containing subunit A-like 2. Gene Ontology annotation, molecular function: protein binding; ATP hydrolysis activity; ATP binding. The transcript has a single exon. The coding region runs from base 437 to 1903 and encodes 488 amino acids. The record is from RefSeq and is a predicted model, not a curated record. Lineage: Eukaryota; Metazoa; Arthropoda; Insecta; Diptera; Muscidae.